AUGACUACCGCACCCACAUCGAACUCCAGAGCCUCUCUUUUGUCUGGUCUCCGCACAGGCGGGGUACGCUCGUCUUCUGCAUCGAUUCCUCAUACUGCUGCUCCUGGCGGCACUUUCAACAUCCCCAGAAUCGUCUCGCACGCGAGCUCUGCCCAAUUUAUCAACGAGGAACCAGAAUAUCUUCCAGAAAUGACUUCUCACAAUAUAUACGCCAACAACCACCACGGCGGAAACAGGAUCCCCUUGACUGCCGCUGUCGAUGGACCCAACAACACAUUUUCUCAACACCAGCGUGGCAUGAAUCCUAACGUUACACCGUUCAGCCCCAGCUUCAACCCCAACUCAAUGAGCCAGGCCAAUCAAGCGCAGCAGGCUUUGCAAAUGCAAAUGAUGCAAUUGGAGAUCUUAAAGAUUCAGGCUGCUCAGGCUCAACAAUACCAAGCUGAGAUGCUUGCUCAGGCGCAGCGCCAGCAGCAGGCUCAGAACAGGCGCUCCAGUCUUGGUUUCAACCCUCCUGCCACCGCUGGACCUCUUUCCACUGGUUUCGACAUUCGAGCUGCCACUCUCAACGCCCAAAUGCGCCGUGCUAAUCAGGCUGAACAGCAGGCCCAACUCGGCGUGGGUUCUGAUGAACAUGUUCCCAUGACCGCUGCCCUCGGAGGUAAAUUCGGUAGCCGAAACAUCAGUUUGAAUGUUCCCAACUCAGUGAUGGCGAGAUACGAUGAUGGUGGUGAGGCUACCCUGCCUCCCACUCCGAGCUCUACUACAGUUAUCAGUGGUGGAACAUCUCUUGGACACCCGUCGUCCAAUAACAUCAGCGGUAGUACCACUCAGUCCAAAUCCGACUCGGCUACUUCUUGGAGACGUGGAGGUGGUAAAGGGAACUCUGUCCUAGCUAACCGCUCUGUCACGUCUCCCGCUGUUAAAGUGACUCCCCCUCCGUCCGAAGGUACUCCUCCUCCUGGUGCAGCUUUCUCCGCUGCUGUAACUGCAUCCAAGUUCCGUCCGCAGCCGCUCCGUUUCAGUGUUGUUGCACAGCAACCCCUUCCUAGUGUAACGAUUGACACCUCGGAAGUUAAUGAUAACGAUGACAGUUCGUCCACCAGCUCCGAUAAGUCCGUCGGUUCUCAUUCGUCUCCUACCACUCCCCACUCGUCUUCUUCCAACGAGAUGUCUCUUUCGCUGCGCGAAGAAGCUUCCAAAAAGUUGUACGAAGGUUUAGGAAUUGGUAGGCCAGCAUCGGCUGUUUCCAAUAAAGACGCUCCGUCGCAGCAGUACGCGGAGGCUCUCUCCAACUUGGGCUCCCAUCGAAUGGUGAGCCAGCCUUUGAGGCAACCCCGUGGUCCCCCUUCAGGACUGGAUGAGUUGCAGCCAAAGAACUUUGCCACCAGGAUCAGACGUCAGGCUAUUGGUGGACUCGGCAUGCUCAUGGAUGCUAGGGAACGAAGAGAUAUUGUUGAGGUCUAUUAA
Messenger RNA from Lentinula edodes (shiitake mushroom), 1470 nucleotides. RefSeq lists its product as uncharacterized. The transcript has 2 exons. NCBI's taxonomy places the organism in Eukaryota, Fungi, Basidiomycota, Agaricomycetes, Agaricales, Omphalotaceae. Bases 1 to 1470 code for a protein of 489 amino acids. The record is from RefSeq and is a predicted model, not a curated record.